CAUUGACAAAUGUCCAAUGGAGUGGAGCCGACGACGACAAAAUAAAUACAAGUCGAUCGCCAUGGCCAAAUUUCAACUUUGAACUUCGAAGAAUUUGUUCGUCAUCUGUCCCUUGCUCUGGAGUUGCUGUGCCGAGAUUGGAGCCCAUGGCGAUCUCAAAGCUCGCCAUUUUGUCGAUUUUUCUAGCCCUAGUUGUCACGUACGUUCGUGCUGAUGUAUCGGUUGAUGGAGAAGGGGAACAUGUAGUUGAAGGCGUUGGAUCGGAUGUUUCCGAGUUAUCUGAUUUGAAGGUCGAAUUGGAUGAGCUUAAGUUCAAGAUCCAAAAGCUUGAAUCCCACCAUGAUGAAAAAAACCAAGAAUUGAAGAGGAAGGAUGAGGUAAUAGCUCAGAAGGAAAAGAUCAUUAGCGCCAAGAUAGAUAGCAUUUUGUCGCUUGAAAGUGAGAUUGCUUCUCUUCAGAAAAAAGGGAAAUUAGAUGCUGAGGAGCAGGUUGGGAAGGCAUAUGCACGUGCUGAUGAAUUAGAAAGACAGGUUGAUGCUCUCAAAAGAGAAUUUGAGACACUGAAUAGGGAGAAAGAAUCCUGGGAAACUCAAACAAAUGAAGCUGAGAAGAAAAUACACGAAGUCAGUUUAAGAUUAGAGAAUUUCCAGAAGAUUCAUGAAGAACAGAAGACUAGAAUCCGUGUAACUGAACGGGCUCUUGAAGUGUCUAAGGAAGAGAUGAGGAAGGCAAAGUUUGAGGCAGCUUCUAAAAUCAAAGAGUUAACAGAGGUUCAUGGUGCGUGGCUCCCGCCUUGGCUUGCUUCACAUUAUGACAAUCUUCAGUCUUUGGUUACAGCACACUGGAAUGAGCAUGCAAAACCUGCAAUUGAUGUAGUAGUUCAGAAGGCUUUGGAUAAGAAGGCACAAGCUUCAAAAUGGGCUGAACCCCAUAUCGAGACAAUGAAAGUAAAAUAUAUUCCCGCUGUGAAGGAAAGAUGGUUGGUAGUAAAAACGAAUGUCAAACCACAUGUACAGACAUUAACUACAAAAACUGUAGAAUUUUAUGAGACGUCGAAGAGUGCAAUAACUCCUUACGUCACUAGAUCUAAAGAAGCUAUCGGUCCGUACUAUGUGGAAGUCAAGAAAAUCAGCAAGCCUUAUAUUGAUCAGGUUGCUACUGUUACGAAACCCCAUGUAGAAAAGGUCAGGGUGGCCUUGAAACCCUAUACAAAGAAGUUAGUUCAUGCAUAUGGAAAAUUUCUAAAAUCUGCGGCCAUAUAUCAUCAUAAGGUUCAAGGUGCUGUUAAAGAUACUCUUAAUAGACACGAAUUGACCAGGCCCCUCGCAACUAGAGAGUUGGAGUGGUUUGCGGCUUCUGCUUUAUUGGCUCUUCCAAUACUUCUGCUGUUCAAUAUGUGCUCUGCCAUUUUCUGGAAAAAAACCAAGAAACCUAUUCGAAACAGCAACGCCCACCAUGCACGUCGUAAGGGUAAAAGGGGGCAUCCAGACAAGUAGAAGGCUAUCAUUUUGCACGUCAAGCUGUAGUGGGAGGAUACUUUGGAGAUGAGGUUCAUACUUACGGGCUUUCGUGAUUAUCGAGUGCCUUCAUGGCUGUAAGCCGAUAAUUAUUUUUUGUAUUUCGUUAUUAGGUCCUGCUGCAUAUUCUUUCAUCGUCUGCAAUAGCAUUUUAGGUCCUUGUUCGAUUAUCAUUUAGUUAUCAGGAAGGAGACGGCCAGAGCCUAUAGAAGUUAAUGUAUAAUAAAUAGUACGUUGCUUAAUUUUAUUUUCGAGGAGUUUUAACAUUUUUCUUCCCAAUAUAAUUAAGACAUGUAUUUUACCCCUUAGGUUACGGCGCAGGGAUAAUUUCUCUCUAA
Messenger RNA from Momordica charantia (bitter melon), 1855 nucleotides. RefSeq lists its product as uncharacterized. Lineage: Eukaryota; Viridiplantae; Streptophyta; Magnoliopsida; Cucurbitales; Cucurbitaceae. The record is from RefSeq and is a predicted model, not a curated record.